Striga hermonthica is the source of this 1014-nucleotide messenger RNA. Lineage: Eukaryota; Viridiplantae; Streptophyta; Magnoliopsida; Lamiales; Orobanchaceae. The record is from the annotation of a GenBank genome assembly.
AUGACAAUCGACGCCAAUACCUCCGUCUACGUGGGUAAUCUUCCGUACGACAUCACCGAGGAGCUCAUUCGCAGAGAGUUCUACAUGUAUGGCGCCAUUCUAGCCGUCAAGAUAAUCAAUGACCGAGCCACUGGGGGAAGAUGCUAUGGAUUUGUCACUUUUGCUAAUCCUAGAUCAGCAAUGCAAGCCAUGAAGGAAAUGGAUGGCAAGACCAUUGAUGGAAGAGUUGUCAAAGUGAAUGAAGUGAAGACUAGAGGUGGGAAAGCAAACUUUAACCAUGAGCGUUCUCGACAUGAUACCGACAGGAGUACUGAUGGUGAUAGAGGUAGAGAUCCAGGAAGAGUUGGUAGUCGUGAUAGGAAACGUCAUCUGGAAGAACAUUGGGAGAGAUCUCAAGAACAAGACCGAAACAAGGAGAGGAGUCGUGAUCGUAAAAGGGAUCUAUAUAUAGAUGAAAAGCGAUUUCGGCUUUCUAGCCGAGCCAUGGAUGAUGCUGAGCAGGAGCAUGGUAGAAAGCAUGAUCUUCAUACUGAAAAGGACACUGAUGAGAAGAUUGAGGAACAGAGGAACACCAAUGAUCAUAGAAGUAGGGACGAAUUUAAACACCAGCAACUCCCCUUACGGAAAAGGUCUAGAUUCGAUGAUCAUGGUAUCCGAGAGCUGUCUUUGGAGUCAUUCAACGAUGAUGAGGAUCAGGGUAAAAAUAAUCUAGCGAUUUCAAUCCGAAAGCUUGAAGGACUUCGUCAGGAGAUAUCUCGGAUGGAAGAAUUGGUAGCAGACAAGCAGGAAGUUGUUUCCAAAUUACAGGAAAAGUGCCAGAAAUUGGAAGAUUCACUACUUUCAGCCAGAAAACUUACUUCAUGCCGUCAUUUACAAUUAGCCAAGAUGCAUAAAAUUUAUCAGCAAAUUCGAGAUUAUGAUGAGAGAUUCAAAAGAUCGGAACAAGAACUCCAGUGGCUCAUAAACUCAACCACAGCCGAGUUGGGAAAUGAUGGUGGGGGCAAUGGAGAUUAA